Messenger RNA from Benincasa hispida (wax gourd), 2044 nucleotides. RefSeq names its product Eukaryotic aspartyl protease family protein. Gene Ontology annotation, biological process: proteolysis. Lineage: Eukaryota; Viridiplantae; Streptophyta; Magnoliopsida; Cucurbitales; Cucurbitaceae. Gene Ontology annotation, molecular function: aspartic-type endopeptidase activity. The record is from RefSeq and is a predicted model, not a curated record.
AAUGAAUGAUUAGUGUCUGUAUGGCGCAAAGGAAUCUAAAAGAUCUCUUCAGCAAAUUGCCAUCUUUCAUCCAAGGCGUCAUCCAAGGCGUGAGGAAAAGAAUAAGAAUACCUCUUCUGAAGUCUCCACCUCUGUGGAGGAAAAGAAUAACAAAUACACCAGAACAUUGGAGGGAAAGGGAAUAACUUAUGAGAAAACCAAAAUUGUGGUAAAAGGUUCUGUAGUAGACCCUUGGAAAAGAAAGGUGAUUGGGUGAUGUGAAUCCCAGGUCCCCAAACAAAACUAAGGCCUCUUAAACUCCAAAUCUCCACCUUGAAUAACAAAUUAAUCACAGCCAUUUUGCCCGUACACUUGGAUUUUGUAUUUUAUUGGUCCCAUUCCCAAAAUACCCAGAAGACGGAGCAAGGGUUGAAAGACAACAAAACUGAUUUUAUAAGCCUCAGUUGUCAAAUCAUGGAGAAACGGGUAUUGAUGAUACUGGUUCUGAUGGUGGCCUCCAUGAGUUGUUUGGCUCCGUGUUCAGCUUCUUCGUUCUUUAAGGAUAAGCCAUGGGAGAGAAGGAGGCCAAUUCUGUCGGUUCCGAUAGCAUCUUCUUCGUUUGCUUCAUCCUCCAUUGUGAUGCCUCUUCAAGGGAACGUCUAUCCAAAUGGGUUCUAUAACGUUACUCUUUAUGUAGGCCAGCCUCCAAAGCCUUACUUCCUAGAUCCAGACACCGGUAGUGAUCUCACUUGGCUUCAAUGUGACGCUCCAUGUCAACAAUGCACUGAGACACUUCAUCCGCUCUAUCAACCAAGCAAUGAUCUUGUGCCGUGUAAGGACCCUUUGUGUAUGUCCUUGCACUCAUCGAUGGACCACAGAUGUGAGAACCCAGAUCAAUGUGACUACGAGGUUGAGUAUGCAGAUGGCGGUUCGUCUCUUGGAGUCCUUGUCAGGGAUGUAUUUCCUCUCAAUUUAACCAAUGGAGAUCCAAUUAGACCCCGUCUGGCCCUCGGAUGUGGUUAUGAUCAAGAUCCUGGAUCGUCAUCUUAUCACCCUAUGGAUGGAGUACUUGGCCUUGGAAGGGGAGCAGUAAGCAUGGUCUCACAACUGCAUAAUCAAGGCAUUGUCCGUAAUGUCGUUGGUCACUGUUUCAGCAGCAAAGGAGGAGGAUAUCUUUUCUUUGGGGAUGGCAUUUACGAUCCCUAUCGCAUAGUUUGGACGCCCAUGUCACGGGAUUACCCGAAGCACUACUCCCCUGGGUUUGGAGAACUAAUCUUCAAUGGAAGAAGUACUGGACUCAGAAACCUGUUUGUAGUUUUUGACAGUGGGAGCUCUUACACAUACUUCAAUGCUCAAGCUUAUCAAGUUCUAACAUCUUUGUUGAAUAGAGAACUAGCUGGAAAACCACUAAGAGAAGCCAUGGAUGACGAUACGCUUCCGCUCUGCUGGAGAGGGCGGAAGCCAUUCAAAAGUUUACGUGAUGUGAGAAAAUAUUUCAAGCCAUUGGCCUUGAGCUUUUCCAGCGGUGGAAGAAGCAAAGCAGUGUUUGAAAUACCAAUGGAAGGUUAUCUGAUAAUAUCGGUAAAAGCUCCAUGCCUUCAAUUCCAUCUGCUAUUCACUGAACAUUUUUUUCUUUGGAUUUUGAACUUGAAUGAUUUCACUUAUAAGUUAAUUUCGGAAUGGCAGUCCAUGGGAAAUGCUUGCUUAGGAAUUCUGAACGGCACCGACGUCGGGCUUGAAAACUCGAAUAUAAUUGGUGAUAUAUCAAUGCAAGAUAAAAUGGUAGUAUACAACAACGAGAAGCAAGCAAUUGGAUGGGCUACUGCUAACUGUGAUCGGGUUCCCAAGUCUCGAGUUGGUAGCAUGUAAAUCAGAAAGUAGUUUAGUUUGAGAGGAAGUCCUUGCAUAUGGCAAUAGAGUAGAAGAAACUUGUAACAACGCCAUUGAACAUGUAACUAACAUAUGCAUAAAGCAAGCAACCGAACAACUGUUGUAUUGUAACAUGAUGAAAUACAGUUUGAUGUACCAAAUGAAGAAAUAGAAUUAGAACUGACAAUUUUUUUUU